Molecule: messenger RNA, 1155 nt
Organism: Drepanopeziza brunnea f. sp. 'multigermtubi' MB_m1
Lineage: Eukaryota; Fungi; Ascomycota; Leotiomycetes; Helotiales; Drepanopezizaceae
Source: RefSeq, a predicted model, not a curated record
AUGGAGGACAGGGAGUACAUAUGUCGCAACGACCUCGAUCGCAUCCCUAUCACCGAGCCCAGACCAGCAAAUGAGGAGCCCUCAUAUGACCUGCGAUCUUCAACAUCGCAGAACAGAUCUCUCAAGAUGACAUCUGACGUGGGGGGCGAAGGCGCUUCUGGCGCAAACGAGGACGUAUUCCCAAAACCGAGCAAGUUCAGGUUCAAGCACAAAUCCAGAAGGAGGAGUUCGGAGAGACGCGAAACACGAUCUCGAAGCCCAACAGGGCGUUCACACCGCGACAGGCACAGAAACGAUAGAUCAAGAGACAGAUCAAGAGACAGACCGAGAGAGCGACGCCACAGGCGUCACCACCAAAGCAAGAGACGCAAACACUCGCCAGCAGACGAUCCCGCGCUCUACGAUGAUACUCACCUCCCGAAUGCGAAUUCCGAGCAAUACUUAAACCCAGAUGUCGCUUUCAGAGAGAGUCUCUUUGACGCCAUGGCGGAUGACGAGGGGGCGCAAUUCUGGGAGGGCGUGUAUGGGCAGCCAAUUCACACAUACCCUGCCGAAAAACCAGGUCCAGAUGGAGAGCUUGAGCGCAUGACAGAUGAUGAAUACACGGCUUUUGUACGAGCCAAGAUGUACGAGAAGACUCACCAGCACUUGAUCGAGGAAAAGGCUAGAAGGGAGGCAGCUAAGAAAGAACGAGAACGCAUGGCGAAGGAGAGCGCGAAAGAAGAGAGAGAAGCCGAAAGGUUCAGGAGGAAAGUAGAAGAGAGCUUGAGGCGGGGACAGGAGAGGAAGUCUAGGAAAUCUUGGGGAGACAAGUGGGAUGCGUACAUCCAAAAAUGGGAAUCAUUAGGCCAAGGAGCCGCCACUGGCAAGAUACAUAUUGCAUCAAUACCUUGGCCUGUUGAAAGCGGGAAGCGGGCAGAUGCUACAGAGUUAAAAGAAAUCGAGCGGUUCUUGCUGAAUGCGCCGACGUCUGGACAGCCUACGGAAACGCAGCUUGCGAAGGUGUUGAAGGUGGAAAGGAUACGCUGGCAUCCGGACAAGAUACAGCAGAAGCUUGGUGGACAGGACGUCAGUGAGGAUGUUCUGCAGGCGGUUACUGCGGUCUUCCAGGUCAUUGAUCGGAUGUGGUCUGAAAUUAGGGAUGCAGGGAAAUAA